AUGCUCAAUAAAAUCUGUAUAUAUAAUUUAAAUUUAAGCAUCUAUAAAUUCGGAUUGUUGCCUCCAUUUUUCACGCUUCAAACAAUCGGGUUGAGCUUUGAGGAAAAAUGGCGCAAACGGUUGAGAAAGUGGAGAGAAAUGGUGCAGUGGAGAAGGAAGGCGGCGGGGAGAAGAAAACGGCAGGAGGUGGCGGGAAAAAGGAGGAGGAGGAACCGAAUACCGUCGUGUUGAGGAUGGACUUGCAUUGCGAAGGCUGUGCGAAGAAAGUUACGCGAUCCAUCAGCCAGUUAGAGGGUGUAGUGAAAGUGAAGGCUGACUGUGUUGGCAAGAAAUUAACUGUGGUGGGGAAUGUGGACCCUUUUUGGCUCCGGGAGAGAGUUGAGAGCAAGACCAGGAAGAAGGUGGAGCUCAUCUCCUGUCCACAGCCAAAAAAGACCGGCGGAGGCGACGAGAAGGAAACUAAAGAGAAAACAGAGGAGGAUGAGAAGGGUACCAAUGGUGAUCAGAAAUUACCCAAGGAGGCUGUGGUGCUGAAAAUCAAACUGCACUGUGGUGGAUGCGCACAUAAGAUAAAAAGGGUCAUAUUGAAGAACAUUGAUGGGGUUAACUCAGUUACAACGGAUUUGCGAAAGGAUUUGGUCACCGUGAUUGGAACAAUGGACACGAAACAAAUUGCACCGUACUUGAAAGAGAAGCUCAAAAGAGGCGUAGAAAUUGUUCCUCCUCCCAAUAAAAUCGAAAAUAAUGGAGACAAGAAAAAAGAGAAAGAAGGCGACAAUGUUGUUGAAGAAACGAAAGCUAAAAAUGGAGGAGAAGGAGAGAAAAAGGAAAACAAAAUCGAGGAAGGUGAUAGUAAGAAAAAAGAGGAGAGCAAUGAAGACAAAAAAGAAGGCGUAGAGGGAAUCAAAAGUGGCGAAGAGGGACCAAUGGUUGGAGUGAACAUGAACAAGACGGAGUACCAUACUUAUAAUCCACAAACAUACUACGCGAUUCCUGCCGUGGACAAUCAAGGUUUUGUUAGCCAAGACGACUACGGCUUAUCUUCCUAUCAUCAUCAUCAUCAUCAUCAAAGCUAUUCGGUGCAAGGGCCACCUCCCCCGCCACCGCCAACAUAUUUGAAUUCGUACGAUCAAAUGUUUGGCGGCGACGAAAAUGAGAACUCUGCUGGAUGCUCUGUGAUGUAGCCAUGGAUGUAUCCAAGCUUUGGUGAGGCUGAGUUUUCAUAUUUAUAACUGUAUAUUUGUAUGUAUUCGUGCAUGUAUGUCGACCUAUAUAUAUAGUUUGAGAAUAACAAGUUUCAAUUUGUUUUGGUA
Andrographis paniculata is the source of this 1313-nucleotide messenger RNA. RefSeq names its product heavy metal-associated isoprenylated plant protein 3-like. Lineage: Eukaryota; Viridiplantae; Streptophyta; Magnoliopsida; Lamiales; Acanthaceae. The record is from RefSeq and is a predicted model, not a curated record. The transcript is spliced from 5 exons. Gene Ontology annotation, molecular function: metal ion binding. Bases 108 to 1184 code for a protein of 358 amino acids.